Neodiprion virginianus is the source of this 3429-nucleotide messenger RNA. RefSeq names its product facilitated trehalose transporter Tret1-2 homolog. Gene Ontology annotation, molecular function: sugar transmembrane transporter activity. Bases 620 to 2269 code for a protein of 549 amino acids. The record is from RefSeq and is a predicted model, not a curated record. Gene Ontology annotation, biological process: carbohydrate transport; transmembrane transport. The transcript has 3 exons. Lineage: Eukaryota; Metazoa; Arthropoda; Insecta; Hymenoptera; Diprionidae. Gene Ontology annotation, cellular component: membrane.
GCGGACGUCGCUCAAAACGCGACAACCAGUCAAGAAAACGCGCAGAGACGCGUAUCGUCGACCAUUUCGCGGACGUCACGCGUUUCGCCCAGUAAGCUGCGACUUUACCCUCGGAGAAAUAGAAGGAUUCGUUACCCUCGUCGGGAUGGAAGGAUGUACGGCAGAAGCAGGACUGUGUAACCUCGGCUGGGAAAAGAAAGAAGAAUAAGAAAAAAGAGACAGAUUAGGUUCGGUCGUAGAGUUUUUCAAACUUUGCUUCGACGAUAUUCUAGAUUCUUUUUUUUUUUAUCUUAAUACCUCGUUUAAAAUAAAUUCAGCAGUUUUAUUUACAGUGCAAUUGAUACAAAGUGUGUGGUUCAAAAUGGUCAACGCGACUGUUGAUAAAAUUGUUAUUUUAAACAAGAAAAUGUCGUCGAAAUAAAAAAAAAAAAACAGACCUAUACGUGAUUAACGUUGCGGCACACAUAUGUUUAUUGUGUAAUAAGUAAGCGAGAGUGAUAAAAACGAGCGAUAUACUGGUAAAAUUCCAAUUGCCGAAGAGCGGUUUAAGCUUGGAAGAAAGAGAGAGGCUGUGAUAUUUUUGGAAACAAAGGAAAGAAAAAAAAACGAGCAACGCAAGAUGAAUAACGCGAAAGACCAGAGCAACCUCGAUCCCGAAAAAACUUCGCUCGUGAAUUUGGAAUUAAAUGCACAGAUACAGCCGGCGGUGGCUGCGAAUUCGGAAAAGGCGACUCCAAGUUCGUACGUUGUAACCACACCAAAUGCAAAGCAGGGAAGAGGAAGUGCCUUUAAACAAGUUGUCGCGGCCCUCGUUGCCCAGUUGGGAACGAUCAACACUGGAAUGGUAUUCGGAUUUUCGGCCAUUGCUAUUCCGCAGAUGAAAUCAGCGGACAGCUUUAUCGAGGUUAACGAUACCGUAGAAUCAUGGAUAGCAAGUAUCAACGCGAUCGGCACUCCAAUCGGUUGCUUUCUGUCCGGUUACUUGUCAGACCUUCUGGGUAGAAAGAUGACGCUGAUCAUAACGCAGAUACCAACGCUUCUGGGAUGGGUCCUAAUAACCUUCGCAACGAACAUCGAUAUGAUAUAUGCGGGCAGGUUCUUCGUGGGUCUGGGCUCGGGGAUGGUCGGCGCGCCGGCGAGAGUCUACGCCGCGGAAGUAACGCAGCCUCACCUCCGAGGAAUGUUAGUGGCGAUCGCGAGCGUCGGAGUGAGCACCGGUGUUCUGGUCGAGUACAUUAUUGGCGGUUUUCUUCAUUGGCAAAUAUGCGCUGCCAUAAGCUCCGUGGUCCCGCUAACCUCCCUGAUCCUGAUCUUUCUCUUCCCCGAGACCCCGUCGUACCUGAUGUCGCGUCAGAAGCCGGAGCAGGCGAGACGUGCGUUAGGCAGACUCCGGGGGAAGAGCUGCAACCUGGAGCGGGAAAUGGACGUGCUGAUAAACUUCAGCAAGCAGAAUAAGGUCCAACACCUUUCCGGUCCGAGUGAAAUCUUAAGAGCCAUCCUGCAGCCCAAGGUCAUAAAGCCCUUCAUCGUUCUCGCCCUCUAUUUCCUGAUCUACCAAUGGUCGGGAACCAACGCCAUCACCUUCUACGCGGUUGAAAUAUUCCAAGCCUCAGGCGCGAAGAUGGACAAAAACUACCUCACCAUGAUCCUCGGGGCGGUCAGACUCGUCUCGACCGUCGCUGCCUGUAUUUUAUGCCGAAGAUGCGGCCGUCGUCCUCUGACCUUCGUGUCGUCGAUUGGAUGCGCACUGUCCAUGCUUGGCCUCGGGAUCUACAAGUUCGCCACUAUGGCGGAAGCGGCGGAGGCGGCAAAGGCGGCUAAGGCUGCCGGGACGACUGACGUGAUUUUGAACAGCGCUCACUCCUGGAUUCCGGUGUUCUGCAUAUUUAGCUACACCAUUUUCUGCACUCUCGGAUUUUUGGUCAUACCAUGGGUGAUGAUCGGUGAGGUUUACCCGGUUCAAGUCCGCGGAAUCGUCGGUGGCCUGACCACUAUGUCCGCUCACAUCUUCGUAUUCACGGUGGUCAAGUCCUUCCCGUUCCUGCGGGUCGCCCUUACGGAACCUGGUAUCUACCUGAUGUUCGGUAUGAUUCCGCUCCUCGGCACGGUUUAUCUUUACAUCUUCUUGCCGGAGACCAAGGGAAGAAGCCUUCAAGAGAUCGAGGACUAUUACUCCGGCAGAACGAAGACUCUGGGGCCGGCCCCCAGGUCUGUCGCACCCUCCGCACCGCAGGUCCUUGAGCCGCAGAAAGGCCAGCUCCUGCCUUGAGUCUUGGUGUUUUACGUAUUUAUGUGUAUGAUUAAUCGACGAGGGUUCAACGGCGGUCAGAUUGCUUCGACGUUUUGUUGUUGGAAAUAUUCGACAAUCCGUGACACCCAAAUAGGAAAAAGACAGUGAUUUAGUUUUAUUUAUAGUUAAAUUUUAUCCAAGCUCAAACCAUCGCUAGGUUUCAAGUACGGAUAAACCACAUGCACAUUGUGCACUGGCGCUAUAUUAGACCCUUCCAAAAGGGAUGAGUUCAAGAAAGAUUCGCCUAGAUAGGGCAGCUAGGAAAGUCUCGACUGUUUGUAUCUUGAUGAUAAUGAUCAUGGUGCUACGGAUGUAGAUUUAAGGAUUUAAUCGAAUUGACAUUGAAUAACUGUUGUUAUUGAUCGCAUUUAGAAACGUUACGUACCCAAGCAUAUGUGACAGUUAUACAAUUAUGCACACUGUUGGAGAAAUAUGGUAAAUUGACCUUGACUCAUUUCACGUCGAACGGUUAUGAAUAAAAUGUGUUUGCAAUUGACACAAUUGGCGAAACUUAUUACAGCUGCUAACGUCUUUGCUCACGCGAAUAUUGAACCCCUAGUGACAUCUAGUGACUACUCAUGAUAAAUGACUACCAAAAAUAACUCGAAUUUCUAUAUUGAACAAUGAACACAGAACAGAACCUCGACAUUUUGUUGAAAGGCGAAUGUUUACAUCCUUUUAAAAGAACUUUUUACGCAUCAUUUAUAUAUUUAAUUUCCAACGGUAGUGUAUAAGACGUAUAAGUAUAUUGCUUAAAUUUAGAACCUCAGGGAUUUAUUUGAGAAAAUUUGUAUGUGUGUAAAUAAUUAUAUUUUAAAGUACGGAGAAAUCGGGUGAGUAACGAUUCGGAGUCCGAUCUUACAUAUAAAUAUUAUUAUACGUACGUACAUGUAAUAUUAUAUUAUUGUACAAAUUGACCUGAUGACGUACACGUAGAAUGUUAACGCUGAGUUUUAGGUUUCCAUCGCGAGUCGACAGGUCUCAGAAAAUAUACUAUUGUAACAACAUUUGCAAAUAGUUCUACUAUGAAUAGUUAUAGUUACGUCAUGUACAUCUAAUUAUUUACUUUACUGCCAUCACAAGAAAAAUUCUCUGUACCUGAUCCGACGUGAUAUAAAAUUCAUGUUAACAAAUCGUAA